UUUACUCUCAGGGUUUCCUUCUCCAACCCAAGCUGAGCUCGCGAGUCAACGUCUUGCGAAAUGUCGACGAAUCUUAAAGGGAAGGCUAUUGCCGUUACGGGCGCCGCGUCGGGAAUCGGCCGAGCGACUGCGAAGAUGCUGGCCGAGAGGGGGGCGAUACUCGCUAUUGCAGACUUGAAUGGAGAAGCGCUUGAAACCGUUGUCUCGGAGCUGAAAUCUAGCGGUGCUGUAGUCACUGGCACCGUGUUGGAUGUCCGCGAUGCAAAGAAGGUGGAGGAAUGGAUCACAGACAUUGUGGAACGAGAUGGGAGACUAGAUGGAGCCGCAAAUCUAGCAGGUGUUAUUGGCCCCUCCACUGGGAUAUCGCUUAUCGAGGACUACCCAUACUCUGAAUUCGAGUUCAUUCUCGACGUCAAUAUGAAGGGGAUAUUUAACUGCUUGCAAAGAGGAGGGGAGGGGCAGAAGCUCGCUUCAAUUGUGAACAUGGCGAGUGUAGCAGGUGCAAUUGGUAUGGCGCGGAACUGUGCGUAUGUAGCGAGUAAACACGCAGUUGUCGGUCUCACUAAAAGUGCGGCGAAGGAGUGUGGUGGGUGUGGGGUGAGGGUUAAUGCUAUUGCGCCCGGAGUGAUCGAUACCCCAAUGGUGCGCGGCCUAGACACCGAAAUCAAAGACAUAAAUAUAGAGCGAACGGUAUCGGUGAUGCCCAUGAAUCGGUUGGGCAAGCCAGAGGAGGUUGCCGAGGUGGUUUGUUGGUUGCUUUGUGAGGGGAGUAGUUUUGUUACAGGGAGUGUGCAUACAGUCGAUGGGGGGUGGAUGGCUUGAAUCUGACGAAGCGGUGAGAAAGUGGGAAAGUGGGGGGGGCUUCUCAAAUCUAAACAUCCAGAGAAUAGAUAGAGGAGAGGGAAGCAGGUGGUUUGCUUGAAUAUGUUCGAGCAACCCCUUGUGAUAGUUGUUUGAGGAAAGCAAUCAUACCAUUCUUCCAGAGGUUAUAACUGCAUUCUAUCUGCUUUGCC
Hyaloscypha bicolor E is the source of this 1013-nucleotide messenger RNA. Its product is annotated as NAD(P)-binding protein. The record is from RefSeq and is a predicted model, not a curated record. Gene Ontology annotation, molecular function: oxidoreductase activity. NCBI's taxonomy places the organism in Eukaryota, Fungi, Ascomycota, Leotiomycetes, Helotiales, Hyaloscyphaceae. The transcript is spliced from 4 exons. The coding region runs from base 61 to 822 and encodes 253 amino acids.